This is a messenger RNA of Musca domestica (house fly), 3922 nucleotides long. RefSeq lists its product as uncharacterized. Bases 635 to 3307 code for a protein of 890 amino acids. The transcript has 9 exons. The record is from RefSeq and is a predicted model, not a curated record. NCBI's taxonomy places the organism in Eukaryota, Metazoa, Arthropoda, Insecta, Diptera, Muscidae.
CCCACUGCUUUCAUUUCCUCGUGUCUUGUGACGGUGUCGAGUACGGUCAGAACACUGGCAUGCGUUAAAGAAAUAAGACGUCGUCUAUCCAUCCAAGAGAAAGAUAAUAAACCACAUUUUUCAGUGAUCGCGGAGCGUUCGUUCGGUUAAAAAGACAAAAGUCUGGUCGGUCGUCAGCAAGUCAACUGUUAAGUGAUUUAUAAAGAACUAAAUAAAAGAAUAAUGACGGUCGUUCGAUCAUAUGACUAACAUGCAGAUGUAACUAAGAAAAGUUUGAGAAAUAUUUCAAAUAAGGUCAGCAAGGAAUCCAUGAAAAAACAUCUGAUUUAUUGUGAGAUCCAAAGAACACUUUUGACUAACAAGACUUCAAAUCAAAGACGGCCCAAGAAGUAAAAGAACCUGCGGUCAAGAUAUCGGAUAGCAGAGAACGCUUCAGAAUCAGAAAUUAAAACUGGAAAAAAUUGGCAACAUUCCAACAAUUAGAAAUUAAAGCAUUCAACAAAACAAAUUCCAAAGAAACCAAAAGUUUUGUAACAAAACAUAAAGCAGAAAAGCUCAUUUCGUAAAGAAAGAAAGAAAGAAAGAAAGAAAAGAGGAAGAAAAACAAACGCGACAAAAAAACAAUAAAAGAAUAAUGCGACUUAGAUUUCACAAUUCCAAUAAUAACAAACACCAGAUGACAAUGUCAUCAGCCAGUCUAAGUUUUGUCUAUAUUUCAUUGCUGUGUGCAGUGAUUUUAAGUCCACACUUAACAGAGGCAGUCAGAAGAUCACGGCUGGACUUAACAUCCACCGCCACUAGUACAACAAAUAAUGCAGCGUCAGAGGCGUCUGGCUCCGAGCCGGCAAAGGCAACAUUAGAAUCCGAUUCUCAGGCAUUACCUUUAAAAAGUGAUCAAUCAUCAGCAUCAUCGGCUGGCAAUGAUCUAUCGAAAACUGCCUCCGACACAAAAGAUGAUACCCAACUGUCAAUGACGGCAAACAAUGAUGAUGACGAUUUAAAUGAUGGCAAUGAUACUAAACCAGCCUCUAACACAAACUCAGCUGCUGCCCAUUUGCCUGAGGAAUCUAUUUUGAAUGAUGAUGACAAAGAUCAAAGUGACGAUUCGCCAAAAGAAUUGAAAGAAAUCCCCACCGCCAGUUUUGAAGAUGCUGAAAUUGUUGAAAGUGCCACUCAAUUUGGUUCGUAUGGAUCAGCAGCUGGAGCCAGUCCAGCAAGCAAUUCUGGUGGCAAUAGUUUUGAGGAAUGCGACCCGGAAAUGUUGGGUUUUGAAAUUGUGACUGGUUAUGUCUUUUCGGCACCUGGCAAACUUCUGGACUCGCUGCCGGGCACAUUAAUGUUAACCGAUUGUUUGGAAGCCUGUCAAGGAAACGAAACUUGUCAUGCCGUUAAUUAUGAAACUGGUCUCUGUGUACUAUUUUCAGCUAAUGCCGAUCAAUUACCAGGUGCCUUAACCAAAUCACAGUUCCCUGUCUUUACCAUUUAUGCCCAAAAGUCAUGUCUGGGUGUACGACCAUGUGCACGUGCCUGGUGUGUUGAUCGUGUGCAAAACUACAAACUGAAUGGCCAUGCCAAACGUUCGGUGUCAGUGACAUCGAGACGUGAUUGUUUCGAAUUAUGUUUGGGUGAAGCUGAAUUUACAUGCCGAUCGGCCAACUAUUAUCGUGCCACAAAUAUUUGUGAAUUAUCUGAAAUGGAUCGUAUUACAUUGGCUGGCACCAGUGCAUUCCAAAGUCAAGAUGGCAUCGAUUAUCUGGAGAACAAUUGUGCCGAAGAACCAAAUAAAUUAUGCGAAUUCAAGCGUUUAUCGGGCAGAAUAUUGAAAACGGUCGAUUCCGUAUAUCAGGAUGUUGGCAGCAUUGAUGAGUGCCGUGAUUUAUGUAUAAAUUCGCCAUACAGAUGCCACUCCUAUGAUUUUGGUGAUACCGGUGAUAUGGUCUGCCGUUUGUCCCAUCACAGCCGUGCCACAUUAUCCGAUGUACAAGAUCCCUAUUUGGAAGUACCCGAAGCUGCCACCUAUGAAUUGUCGUCUUGCUACAAUGUAACGAUUGAAUGUGGAGCUGGUGAUAUGGUUGCCCGUAUACGCACUUCAAAAUUAUUCGAUGGCAAGGUGUAUGCCAAGGGAUCGCCCAAAUCCUGCUCGGUCGAUGUUAAAAACUCUUUGGAAUUUGAAUUGAAAAUGGGUUAUCAAGAUUUGGAAUGCAACGUGCGUCAACAAGGAUCCGGCCGGUAUAUGAAUGAUGUGGUCAUUCAACAUCAUGACACAAUUGUUACAUCUUCAGAUUUGGGAUUGGCCGUGACAUGUCAGUAUGAUUUGACCAAUAAAUCGGUGUCAAAUGAAGUUGAUUUGGGUGUUAAGGGUGACAUUGAACCGGCCCUGUCCGAAGAGGUUAUUGUUGAUUCACCUAAUGUAAUUAUGAAGAUUACCGCCCGUGAUGGUUCGGAUGUUAUGCGUUCCGCCGAAGUGGGUGAUCCUUUGGCACUGAAAUUCGAAAUUUUGGAUGAAUCGAGUCCUUAUGAAAUCUUUGUUCGUGAAUUGGUUGCCAUGGAUGGUGGUGAUAAUGCUGAGAUUACCUUGAUCGAUUCGAAUGGUUGCCCCACAGAUCAUUUCAUUAUGGGACCCAUUUACAAGAGCAGUUUGUCGGGCAAGAUUUUGUUGUCACAUUUCGAUGCUUUCAAAUUCCCAUCAUCGGAGGUGGUGCAGUUCCGCGCCUUGGUAACACCCUGUAUGCCCACAUGUGAACCUGUCCAGUGUGACCAGGAAGAUAUUAGUGGUGAAUUUAAAUCCCUGCUGUCCUAUGGUCGGAGACGUCGUUCAGUUAAUGUCACAGCUUCCUUUGGUGGUAAUCAUCUUAGACAACGUCGUGAAACUACCAAGAAACCUAGUCAAGAAGAUUUGCUUUUGGUGCAAUCAAUUCAGAUCACUGACAAAUUUGGCUUCGAUAAACAACAACAAUCGAAAUCUAACAGCAACCACAUGGGCUACGAUGCCAAUGAGACUGUCUUCAUUUCCAGCGAAGCAGCAUCUCAAGGAUUCUGUGUUAAUGCCAUUGGACUCAUUGUGGCUGCCACUGUUUUCCUGUUGGCCCAGCUGGCCGUUAUAGCUAUUUGGACCUACUUGUAUCAAAGACGUCGGAAAUUGCAACCCUACAGCAAUGAGGGCAUGAGCAAUGCCUCCAGUUAUGGAUCACACAGUGCUGGUUCCAGUGCCUCAACUAUUGUGGGUAAUGUACCCAAUGCGAGAUCAGAGUCGUUGUGUAAACUAUAUGAAGGUGGCUUUGGAUCAAGGCAUGGACGUCAAUUUUGAGGCAAUUCGUAGAUAAAAAGACAAUUUUCAAUUGACUCAAAAACAAGAGGUUAAAGUAUUUCGAAACAUGAGAAAAAAUCGAGUUAAUUUAAUUGAAAAAAUACAAGAAAAAAAAAUGCUAUAAAAAGAUAAUGCCAUUUAAGAGAGAAAAAAGAACAAAGCAAUUUAAAAAAAUAUAUAUUUUUUUUAGAAAAAUUCAAAACGCAAGCGAACAAAAAAAAUGAAAAAGAAAACAUACUUAAUGGUGCCGGAUAAAGUAAAAACUCGAGGGCAAUAUUUAUUUUUAUAGACAUCUAUGAGUAAUUGCUAGGAAUAACUAUAUUUAACACGUAUUAUGGACCUAAUAAAGGGAGUAGCAUUGUUAGGGAAAAUCCCAAGGGACACGGACAAACGGUUGUCAUUCCCUUUUAAUGCAACACCUUUUAUUUGCAGAAAGAAAAAUAAUUAACUAAAAUCAAAUAUUAUUUAUAUGUAAGUUUUUAGUUUAUAAACGCAAGAGAGCAUAUUUAGAAAAUUGCUUUAAAAAGAAACUUUAUAGAAGUAUAAGAACAGAUUUUGCGGAAUUAUUUAAAAGAGAAGACUUCGUAAUGAGACAAUAAUAAUAACAAUAAUAAU